Molecule: messenger RNA, 625 nt
Organism: Leptomonas pyrrhocoris
Lineage: Eukaryota; Euglenozoa; Kinetoplastea; Trypanosomatida; Trypanosomatidae
Exons: 1
Coding region: 149-625 (158 amino acids)
Source: RefSeq, a predicted model, not a curated record
GAAGGAUUCGCUUUACAUCGGCUCUCCGACCGACAGUAACACGCUAAACUGUGUAGCACUGCGCCUGUUCAAUCCACAAGAUACAUUUAUUUCAUUUAUACACGGCCUUAAAGAGGAAGAAAAGAAAAACCGAGGCGCACGCGUAACGAUGGACGACCACGACGGCGAUCUCUCCAAUGUCAACCCGGAUCUGUUGAAGCUGUGUGCCAACGCUGACGACUGGCGGGAACAGAGGCGUCGAGCGAUGAAGGCCAAAAUAUUUGGUGGAGGCCACGGCGGCGGCAGCGAGGGCGAGGCGCUGAGCAGCGCCAAUGCGUAUUUGCCUUCUGACGGCACCACCGCAGGUCCUUCUCCGCCCUCGUCUGCUGCCGGUCCGAUUCCACCGUCGCAGCAGGCGUCGGAGGCGUACAUUCUGCAGCAAAUUCUGUCCCACAAACGGCGCCGUGACGAGGCGAACCAGCAGUCAGCGAACCCACCGAUAAAUGCGGGGGCGGCUUCCUUCUCUGCUCCGCCGGCUCCGCCUCAGCAGCAGCGUCCGCAGCAUCACCAACAGCCGCCGCCGCCUCAGAGCGAGGGUGAGCUUUCACUUAGGGAGAAGCUGAUGCGGAAGUAUCACAAAAAUUGA